This is a messenger RNA of Aspergillus chevalieri, 246 nucleotides long. RefSeq lists its product as uncharacterized. The record is from RefSeq and is a predicted model, not a curated record. Bases 1 to 246 code for a protein of 81 amino acids. The transcript has 2 exons. Lineage: Eukaryota; Fungi; Ascomycota; Eurotiomycetes; Eurotiales; Aspergillaceae.
AUGGACACGUUUAUUGUUUGGGCUUGCUUAAGCUGGUCGCAGGUGCCGUUCCUCAACCUCAAUUCUUGCCAAACUCGUCCUUUCACACGAGCUUCGUCUGGUGGCGUUAAGGAUUAUGAGGAGAGGGAGCGGAUUACGGUUGUGAAGCUGGGAGAGAAGAAUGAGAUGCCGGAGCCGAGGACGCUUCCUGUUGCUGAGGCGGCUAAUCUGCUUGUGGAUAUUGCGAUGGGACACAGGGAAUGGUAG